Engraulis encrasicolus (European anchovy) is the source of this 4036-nucleotide messenger RNA. It is a transcript of the gene atf5a, whose product is annotated as activating transcription factor 5a. The transcript has 4 exons. The record is from RefSeq and is a predicted model, not a curated record. Gene Ontology annotation, cellular component: nucleus. Gene Ontology annotation, molecular function: RNA polymerase II transcription regulatory region sequence-specific DNA binding; DNA-binding transcription activator activity, RNA polymerase II-specific. Bases 688 to 2268 code for a protein of 526 amino acids. NCBI's taxonomy places the organism in Eukaryota, Metazoa, Chordata, Actinopteri, Clupeiformes, Engraulidae. Gene Ontology annotation, biological process: regulation of transcription by RNA polymerase II.
UCCUCCUCGGUAUUUCAUAUGAAAUAGUCCCCACGAAACAAUAACAGACUUUUUGUGUAUUACUGGGGGAGAGGAUAUAUAGGAGAUUCGGCCGUUUUCACGCUUACAUCUCUUCACAUCCUCCAGAACCCACGCGCACCUCAUCCCUCCGCUCAUGCUUGGACAAGUUCUUAUCCAUCAACAACUCCCUCUAUUGCCUUCGGUAUUGGCCUGCCUUAAACUUUCUCAGGGUUGUAGUUACAGAAGUACAGGUAGAAAGCUUCUAAUUCCCGUUUAUUACUGUGACCCUCGUUGAGGGCAUCUAACAAUUACAUUGUGGGCGGAGGAAUCUAGGUAUAAUAGUGACGCCGUGACGCAGCUGGUUGCUAGGUGUGGAUGACCUGUUCUUUCUCUCAAUUAGUCGCCUCUCAGUCAUCAACUUCAUCACAACAAAGCAACAGCCAAGCUGCACUUCUGUCCUGCUCACUCCGAAGGAGCAAUGGCUUUUUAAUUUCAAAGCUUUAUCGACUCAAGGACCAACGUGCUUUGCUUUUGCAACGCACUCAAAACUCACAGCAAUAAUGGAGUUUCACAAUGUUUACAAAGCCCUCUUUUCUGUGGCUCAUCGCUCGAACUUCCCAAACUCUAAUAAUAAGAAGUGUGCCCUCCUCCUCCUUGGACCUCUAAACUGUGAGACGAGCGGACAAGAUGAUGGCAGUGUCGGCACCUAUUUGGAAGGCGCUACUCGCCUGCCCGGCAGAACCCCUCGCUCUCUCUCACCCACAGGCUAACCACAGCCAAUCGGAGGGACGCAGGGGGGAGGGGCCAGAGGAGAGCCAGCACUUAAUUGGUGAUGGUCUCACUGACUGGAUGACGGAAGAAGUGGAUUUCUCCUCUUACCUCCCAACCCCUCACUCCUCCCCCUCCCCCAAUGGCUCCCUUCCCCCCUCACCCCUCCAACAUGACAUCCAGGUGCCCUCGGAUUUGGAGGUCAUGACCUCUCUGCUGCAAGAAGAGCUCGCCCAACUGGAGGAUUACUUCCUGUCCGACCCACUUCCUGAGAAGACGUCCAAACUGGGCAAAUGUGACAAGGGUCCGACGCCAAUGGGGCCUCCAUCCUACUACCAGUUGCCCUACGCGUCAUACGCCUCAUCAAACCAACCGGAAUCCAGCCCACUCCUUGUUACCCUGGCAACUGGGGAACUCGACCUGCUGAGCUUCUGUGGCAGCCCAAUAGGCCGAUCAAAGAUUCCGAGACACGCCCCGUAUAGUUGCAGCAGCCGCCCCAUCAGCAAUGGCUGCGUCCGGAAGCGAGCGUCCGAGGGCCUGAGGGUGGGCGAGGGGGGCUACGAGCAUAGCAUCUGGAACUCCAAAGCAAAUAGCUCAGGUAACCCAGCGGUGGCACUUAGUGGAGGCAAUAGUUACAGCUGCGUUGAAGAUGAGCGGGUGGUGGGCAAAGGUUACUGCCUGGGCAGCACCGUUGAGAUCAGAAGGUGUGCCAUUUUACCAAAGGAAGAGAAAAAUUGCCGCUACACAGAAGAAAGCAUGGGUGGUGGUGGAGUCAGUGGCAAGAUCAUUGGCAGUAGCUAUGGCUUCUCUGGGCCUCUUGAAGGCCCACAUAAGAAAGAGGAGAUGUUGAUGUAUGGUGUUAGGGAAGUUAGCAUCAGCGGCAUUGGAGUUAACAAUGAGGUUGCGAUGAUGAGUGAAAGCAAAGGCAAUAACAGUGAAGUGGCGAAGGCCAACAUGCCUUGGAAGACCGAGUCCAACGACGGGUGCUUCCUACAGGGCUCAGCCCAGGUGGAGGCCUACCACAGCUUCCUAGACGCCAUCAGCGAGCCGGUCAAGACCGAAGGCAUGCAGAUGGGGCAUCAUCGCCAGCAUAAUGAGUUUCACUGUGGCUUCUUAGAAGGGCAGGGCUCCGAGUGCCUGGUAGGAGACAGGCCGGGCUCCGACAUGGGUUCUCCAGGGCCAAGGGUGGUGGUCCGCGGGCUGAAGGAGGACCCAUGCUCGCUGAAGGCCGAGCUGGACAUCCUGCCGGUGGAGGUCCCCCAUGGAGAGCGCAGGCAGAAGAAGCGGGACCAAAACAAGACAGCUGCUCACAGAUAUCGUCAGAGGAAGCGAGCAGAGCUGGACUGCCUGGAAGAACAACUCGCCGGCCUGGAAGGGAAGAACCGCGAGCUCCGCGACAAGGCGGAGUCGGUGGAGCGCGAGAUCCAGUAUGUCAAAGAUCUCCUAAUUGAAGUGUACAAGGCCCGCAGCCAACGCCUCAAGCAGGAGGCCAGCGCUUGAAACAUCUCCUGCACCUGCAUAUAAACACCUGACAUACAGUAACACCUGAUGCGGCCGUUAAAACCGAUGCCCCGGCGAAGUACAGUAGAUCGUAUUGAGAGCGAUUAUUGCCAGAGAAUGCAAUGCGAUUUCAGUUUAGAAUGUUUUUUGAAAGAGCCGAAUGUGAUUUUUUUCUAGGAAAAAAAAAAAACGGGAAAGGGGUUUCUUGCACGUUACAAGUGUUUUUGAUUUUGAUUUGAUUUUGUGGUUACAAACUGACAAAGUCCACCAGCUGCAGCACAAAUUCCCCUGUAUAAAGCUCUGCUUGAUCUCCAACUAAGUAAGCACUGUGAACCAGUCAUGUCUUAAGUGACAAUCAGCUUUUUGCGUGUGGGUAUCCUUUCUCCAAGACUACCAAUUAAAGCGGGUCCUUGUUUUAUAUUUAUAUGAUCAACUUUAAUUAAGUCUUAAGAAUAACACAUAUACUUUUUGUUUGUUUAGCAGAGGUGGUUUACCUGUAUUCCAACCUCUAGUAGUUUUGUUUUAUCUUAAUACCAUGCCAUUUAAUGGCUAUUUUCAUCACUGAGCGAAAACAAAAAAAUGCACUAAGUAGAAAAGCAAGUUCUUGUCAAUAAUAUAUGUUCCAAAAUUGUAUUCCCUCAGGAAAAUGAGCUUAAUGAAGUUUUAGUCCCUAAUGAAGUUCUGCAGCUCAGGUUUAGUCAUGUCCAAAGUUCUGGAGGUAUGUCAGUUUGUAACUUGUGUGUGCUACAAGCUCUAUGUGUGUUGGUCAUUUUUUCCGUUCUUUCCCCCUUGCAUGGCAACGACUUCAUGGCUUCUCAUGUAUAUUUUUUUGUUGUUUUUCUCUUGUUCCUGACAAGACUGUAUAGCACAACACCAGUGCACAAGUUCAGAGUGCUCAAAAGUCCCUCAUUUCCAGCAAGGAAAAAUGCCAGUCUCACUCCUUGCCCAGUCAUUUCAUUCAACAGUGAUGUGAAUGGGUACUUUGAUUCACAAACUACUGCUUGGUCCAAUCUCACUGCUGUAUAUGCGAGAACAAUCAGGGUUUGUGAUUUUAUAAAAAAAAAAAAUAGCUUGAAUGCUCUGAUUAUUUCUAUCUUUGAAUUGUUUCCUUGAGUGAGAAAAACUAAAAAGACAUUUAUAGUUAUACAGCCUUUUAUAUUUUUCACUAGAAUGUUUGUCGUAGCAUUUGAUGUUCAUUCAUUAACAGCAUAGAGUGCAAUGUCUUUUAGCAAUAUUUCAUUAACAUUUCAGUCAAUGUUAUGAUUUUGUAAAGUGAGUUUAUUUUAAACUCAGUUUGAUUUAUUUCAGCAUCACAGUAUACAUGGGCAUGAUGAAGACACAAUUGCCUGAACUAUGAAAGUAAAUGUGAUAUUUUAUUUAUUUAUUUAUUUAUUUAACUAUUUAUGUAUUGAUAAGUUGUUUAUAUUUUGUUUAAUGCACCUUAAAUAAUAUAGCAAUAUAGACCAGUAGCUUUUUAAUUUGUAUUUCUUUUACACAGGUUAAGUACUAGCAAAUAAUUUACAGUUUGGAGAUAAACAAUCAUGUUUACGAAAUAUAGCUAACAGUGCAAUGUGAUUUAGUCAUUUUGUGGUUUAGAUGUGUUUGAAUUAUGGGGGGCUACACGCAGUUGAGCUUACACUAUUUUGAUAUUUUACACCAGCUGAAAUACCAACAGUAGCCGUUUUUUAGGAGACAUGUCAAUGUGUCAUAAUUUGCUUUGUGCUCCAUGUCAUUCCUCUUACCCAAAUAAAGUGAUUUGUGACCGCAG